Xenopus laevis (African clawed frog) is the source of this 5652-nucleotide messenger RNA. RefSeq names its product zinc finger protein 710 L homeolog (gene znf710.L). Bases 649 to 2757 code for a protein of 702 amino acids. Gene Ontology annotation, cellular component: nucleus. Gene Ontology annotation, biological process: regulation of transcription by RNA polymerase II. The transcript has 7 exons. The record is from RefSeq and is a predicted model, not a curated record. Gene Ontology annotation, molecular function: DNA-binding transcription factor activity, RNA polymerase II-specific; RNA polymerase II cis-regulatory region sequence-specific DNA binding. NCBI's taxonomy places the organism in Eukaryota, Metazoa, Chordata, Amphibia, Anura, Pipidae.
UUCAAAGGGAAAAAAAAUCCCCAGUCUUUGGUUAGAUUAGAGAGAAAGAAAACUUGGUGGAGGAGGGGAGGAAGUGAGAAAACAAAAGAUAGAUAGAGGGCUGAUGGGUGGGUGCUUUUCUCUCUAUCUCUUUCAGUUCUUUCCCUCUGUCUCUCUCUCUCUCUCUCUUUCACAGACACAGAGAAAGCAGGGUUAGGAGGAGCUGUUUUGCAUCCAUUCACGUCAGCCGUGCCUCAUUCCCUUCUUCCUUCCUGCUAAAGAAAGACAGAAAGCUGAGAGGGAGAGAAAGAAAGAUAAGAGAGCGCAGUAGAACAGAAACUGCCUGCCUAGUGUUUGUCUUUUACUCUGCACCCCCCACCCUGGAAACAGGCAAAUACCCUGCUACUCCCUGCCUGACCUGGAGCCUGGAUCCUCCUGCACUUCACCUUCAGGGGGGAUGCAAUUAGCGCCCAGGACUUUGCCCAUAAUGGAACAGUGCACAUGGCAAGAAAAGUGCAUGAAAGCAGGUCUUAGCCACUGGUUUUUAAGCCUGUUUUCCAGACCCAUCAACAGUGCGUGAUUUUUGGAUAUCUAUGCAGGAGCCGAGCUGGAUCAGUAAGUGGAUGAGUAGUUCUGACAGAUCCAGCUGUGUUACCGAUUGAUCCACCUAUGCCUAUGUUUCUUUGUGGAUCUACAGAAAGCAUGCACUGCUGGCGGGUCAAGAGCACAGACUUGGAACAACCAGGGGUCUGUGAGAAGGGAAGGUGCAGCAAAUUGAUGGUAUGUAAAAUGGAGCGGUUUACAGAAUUUGGCACUCAGACGGAUGCAGUGGUGGUGUUAUCUUUAGCACAAGCAGCAGUUCUUGGGCUGGUGUCAGAUAAUGAGCUGUUUGGUGCCACCAUAAGUUUGAGUGGCUUCUUCCCAGCCUCUAGAAGUGAAUUUUCAGAGAAUGGGCCUAUUGAGGCUGAGCAACCAGAAGGAGAGCUGUACCUGAAUUCGGGAGCAAGGGUUGCUGCUGAACCUCAAGAGGAUGAGGCCUUGGACUCUGAAAAGCACACAAGGAGGAAGAAAAGGCCACCAGUAAGGGUGGUGCCAAAAAUUAAAUAUGAAAAACCCGAAGAGGAGGAAGAGGGCAAAAUAUACCAGGUAACUGUUCAACCUGAUAAGGAAGAAAAAAACCCAGAAGGAAAGCCAUUACAGAAUGUCCAGGCACAAGCAAGUGAAACCACUGUGCAGAGCAGUAGUGUGAAAAUGAUAGACCUUGGUUCAUUUCGCAGGAGGCCACGAAGACAUCGACACUUAAGGGAGCGACAACAUCAUGAGAUAGAGACAGAUUACCAACACAUUUUACAGCAUCCAGUGCAGAAUACAUACCCUCUUCCUUCUGUUCCAGUGAUUCCAGGAAACCCCAGCAUGGAGAACAUGCAGAGGCAAUGUAGCUUUGGUUCUAGUUUGCUCCCACCUAAUGACACAGUUGCUCCAGCCUUGGCAUCCCCCAAAACAGAAGACCACGGACAAAACUAUGUAUGGCACGAGCCUAAUGAAUUUGAAACAGACACAGCUGAAUCUGUUGAGCGCAACAAAAAGGCUCAACUGGAUCGGCUAGAUAUAAAUGUUCAGAUUGACGAUUCCUACUUGGUGGAGGCUGGAGACCGACAAAAGCGGUGGCAGUGCCGUAUGUGUGAAAAAUCCUAUACCUCAAAGUACAAUCUAGUUACACAUAUUUUGGGUCAUAGUGGCAUCAAGCCUCACUCCUGCCCCCAUUGCAACAAACUCUUCAAACAGCCAAGCCAUCUGCAAACGCACCUUCUCACACACCAAGGCACUCGUCCACACAAGUGUGAGGUUUGUAAUAAGGCAUUUACACAAACCAGCCACCUAAAAAGGCAUAUGCUGCUCCAUACAGACAUUAAACCUUACAGCUGUCGAUUCUGUGGUCGUGGCUUUGCAUAUCCAAGUGAGUUAAAAGCUCACGAAGUCAAGCAUGAGAAUGGCCGCUGCCAUGUUUGUGUUGAGUGUGGCCUGGACUUUGCCACCUUGACACAACUAAAACGUCACAUCUCUUCACACCAGGGUCCUACCCUGUACCAGUGCAUGGAGUGCAAUAAGUCCUUUCACUACCGCAGUCAGUUACAAAACCAUAUGCUGAAGCAUCAGAAUGUUCGACCCUUUGUUUGUAAAGAGUGUGGCAUGGAGUUCAGCCAGAUCCACCAUCUCAAGCAGCAUUCACUGACUCACAAGGGAGUAAAAGAGUUUAAGUGUGAGGUAUGUGGGCGGGAAUUCACCCUGCAUGCCAAUAUGAAGCGCCACAUGUUGAUCCAUGCCAGUGUCCGUCCAUUCCAGUGCCAUAUCUGCUUUAAGACGUUUGUACAGAAGCAAACGCUGAAGACUCACAUGAUAGUCCACUCCCCUGUCAAGCCCUUCAAAUGCAAGGUUUGUGGGAAGUCCUUUAACCGCAUGUACAACCUGCUGGGUCACAUGCACCUGCACGCUGGAUAUAAACCCUUCAAGUGUCCCUAUUGUUCCAGCAAGUUCAACCUGAAGGGAAAUUUGAGCCGUCACAUGAAGGUGAAACAUGGCGUUAUGGAUAUAAGUUUGGACAGCCAAGAUCCCAUGAUGAACCUCCCAGACCAAGAUGCUAACAAUAUGGAUGGUCAUCAAGAAAUGGAGGAUUAUGAAGAAAAUUCUUAUGGCUACAGAGAAGCAGAGAAUACUGCAGAGGACCAUGUGUUGACGGAACAGACCAUGAAGGAAAUGGUUUAUUACAAUGUAUUGUAGCUGAACCACAUCGCUCUUCAUGGGAAGAAUGAGCUCUCUGAUACAGAUGGGAUACUUGUCCGUGAUGGUCUUUCUUUUCAUUCUUUCAUUGCUGGAAAACAAAUCAGAGCCUGAUCUCUAUGAGAAAACAGCCCAUAUUAGUUUGUUGUGAACUUACAUCCUAGAAAAAUUAGGCACCGGACGAAAACUCAAAUGGUUCUGCUGGUUCAUAGCGUUAUUGGUUUUCUGAAGAUGGAACUUGGACAAGUUCUCUAGGUUGUGAGACACCUGUUUGCCUUGACUAGAAAAUAAACUGUACUGUAGGACACUAGAGUCCUAGUGAGGGCCUUGCACCGACUUGGCUUUUGUAUUUCUGUAGUUUGAGCACUGGUAUAUUUGACUUUUUGUUUUUAAUGUUACUUGGCCUCUGACCAGUCUUGAAACACAGGGCAGCUCCUAAGACAUAGAUCAUUUUAAGAGCAGCUACUCCUUCUGUCUUACUUUCACAUUGCUUUACACUCUUAAGGUGGCUAUAGAUGUAACAAUUACAAUCCAAUGGUUGCAGGAAAGAUUGUUUGUUUUCAAUACAGAAGUGUAGAGCUUAAUUGUCAAAUAUACUGGUAGAAACAAUAGAAUUCUACCUGUAUCAUACGAUUAAGCACUAACAAUGGCCAAUGUUUGGGUGCCUUCAAAGGCGCCUGAUCAAAAUUUUCCAUCUAGCCAGAUCGACAAACCGAUCAAUAUCCAAGUCUUCUGCCGAUAUUGGUCGGCUCGUCUCCCGCUAUACAUACACCAAAUAUUAUAAGAAAAAAAAUUAGUUUUGUACGAUAUUAUCAGUGUGUCUAUGGCCACCUUUAAACUGAGGGGAUAUUGGAACUUAACUGAAGUUAAAAAAGUGAAUCAAACCCAAAAGCAGCCUUAGUGCAGUUGUCACUGUGUAAAGGGAAAAGUUUGCUGGUAGAGCAUCACUAAACUCCAUUGUCUACAGCAGGUAAUGCGCCUUCCAUAUUUCACCUACAGGAUAAGAGAAACGGCGGCUAGCUAGUGGCAAUGCGAGGGAAAUUCUUUUAUUUGAACUGCAGUUUAAUUGGCUGACUUCUACCUCUGUACUGGUCCUAUUUUGAGCCUGAUGUGCAUUAACUACAUGAUUUGUAGCUGCUCAGGUGAUGAGGCAGUUGAGUGAAUAUGGGAUAAAAGCAAAUAUCUAAAUUCUACUAACUGCCCUGCCCCUUACAACCAUACAGCCAACACAAAGAAAAUAAUUCUAUGUAAAUAUGGGAGUACAACCUCUUGUGGAAUUACUGCUUUUUGCUAAAGAUAAAAAUUAAAAACACAGGGCAGUAGAGAAUGUUAUGGUUACUGGAACAGAAACCUAAUUUAACUACUGUGCCAUUAACAUAUAUUUGCUCACUCUCCAUAGCUUUGUGUCUUUGUAGCCUUAGUACCAAACUUCUAACUUCUCAAGAAAAGCACUUAACCAAUAAUCUUGUUAAGUAGGAUGUAGAAGACGCUUGUUUACCUGGUCAUACGUAUCCAGAUGCAAUCAUUCAACAGACAGAUCCAUAGCCAGUCAAUUAUUAUUAUUAUUAGAGAUCAUGGAGGCCAUGCAAAGUGGAUUGCUGCAUAAUUCUGUAUAGAUUAUCAUGGGUCAACUAGACCAAAGAAUUAAAAAUCAAAUUGUUCUUGGUUUUUGAGCAAAAAAUGGGCUAUACAGUUUGGCCAGUUUGGUCAAAAAUAGACCUUUGGCAUCCAGUUCAAAAAAGAUCAACACUGAAUUGUUGUAAAUGUUUCUGUUUAAGACUCCAGAACUGUGGUCUGCAAUGGGUGUGGGCAUUAGAGUGUAUCUUAAAUGCCAGAAUGGGAAAUUAUUGAGAAGGACUAAAUAGCUAUUCUGUAAAGUGCCAAUGUACAUGGUGAUUUAGCAGAUACCCAAAUCAAUGGACAGACCAUGCCAAGAUACUGCCAUCUCUUGUAGCAUAAAUAUUGCAUUUUCAACCAUCUCCGGUGAUUUAAAGGAAAAUAUUUCCCCAUUUUGACAUGAGCUCAUUCAGAUAUAACUAUACAUAUACAAACCAGAGUCCACAUAUUACAGCAAAGCCACUAUAGACUGUCUGGGCUUGCAGGGACCAUUUCCCCCACCCACCCAAAACUCACAAUGUCAUGCAACCCCUCUAUCACCUUAUGCCAUUGUGAAGUGAUGGCUUCUGGGACCUGAAUUCUCUGCUUUCCAUAUAAUCUGUUGACCACCCACUAUGGAAAGCAGAGGACUUCAAAUCCAGGAAUCCAUCACUUGAAAGGGAACAAGGUGCUGAAAGGGGAUGUAUGACACUGUGAGCCUAAGGGAAGUUGGUAAAUGGUUUGUACCACUACAACUACUACUAGUUUCUGGUAUCUCUGUGUAAUAAAAACUCUGGAAUUUUAAAUAAAAGGAGCAAGGGGCCUGAACCCAAAAAGUCUGAUGACCUCUGCAAUAAGGGAUGAAUGUAUCUUAUUGUUUAAGGGUUUUGUUGUGACAUAUAUAAGCUUCGUUGCUUCAGAUAUUGCAGAACUUCAGGUCCCAGCACAACACAACAGAUAAGCUGCUGUCCUUGAAAUCUAGUUUUGCAACAUUUGAGGUUGCAAAGAUUCCCCAUCCCAUAUUUAUCUACAGCUGUUUUAGUCAACAUUGUGUCGGCUUCUUCAUACACUGAAGAUAAAUUAGACCAAAGACAGAUCACAAAGAAUUCCUACCAAAUGAGACAGAGCUUUAUAUAGUGUAUGAGCAGAGUGACAGGGGCCCAGGUCCUACUCUGUAUUGGCACUGCCUAAUUAUGACUUUGCUUUGCAGCAGUGUGGUUAUGUGAUAUGUCUUGUCACCAUGUAUCAGAAGCUGAAGUACCUCAUAAAGAAUGUAUAUUGUUCAUGUUUUUUAAAGGA